This is a messenger RNA of Stylonychia lemnae, 2844 nucleotides long. NCBI's taxonomy places the organism in Eukaryota, Ciliophora, Spirotrichea, Sporadotrichida, Oxytrichidae. The record is from the annotation of a GenBank genome assembly.
AUGAAAAAGAGAGUAGCACUUUGUGUUGCAGAAAAGCCAACUGUAGCUAAGUCUGUAGCUGAGUUUCUAUCAAGAGGUAGAGCUUAAAAGUUUAUUUCUAUUUCCAAAUACAAUCCAGUGUUUGAAUUUGACUAUGCUAUUCAGGGUUAGCCUUAUCUACUCAGAGUGACCUCUGUACUUGGACAUGUAAUGAACUAUAAGUACCCUGAUACUUGCAAGAAUUGGCAAACUACUGAUUAUGAUUUACUUUUCUAAAUACCUUUGGAAAAAUUUGUAAUGGAUAGCAAUAAAUAAGUAGUGAAAAAUGUCUAGUAAGCUUGUCGAGAUGUUGAUGAACUUCUACUGUGGUUAGAUUGUGAUCGUGAAGGUGAAGCUAUUGCCUUUGAUGUAUUAAAUUCUUUCUCAUGUCAUAUAAUUUAGGUUAUUGACUUAUGUAGGAAAGUUAAUAGAAAUUUGUAAGUAAAAAGAGCACAUUUUUCAGCUUUGACAAGAGAAGAUAUUGAGAGAGCAGUUCAAAAUCUAGUACAGCCUAAUUAGCAUCUAAGUGAUGCAGUGAGAGUUAGAUAAGAGAUUGAUUUAAGGAUAGGGGCGAGUUUUACGAGAUUAUAAACUCUAAAUUUUAAAGAUAUUCUCACUGGAGGAAACUAGCAAAUGCAGCUAGUAAUAAGUUAUGGGCCUUGCUAAUUUCCAACUCUCGGCUUUAUCGUUGAAAGAUUUAAAUAGAUAAGGGAUUUUACACCUGAAAAAUUCUGGAGUCUUUCCUUGAAAAUAUCUAAAAGAUGUCCAGAUAAAUAGGAAGAAGUUAAAUUUUCCUGGUCUAGGGAUAGAAUCUUUGAUAAAUUAACCUGCUUGAUUCUUCACGAAAAAUGUCUAGAUCAUGGGAGAGCUAAAAUUAUAGACAUAAAUAAAAAUAGAAGAACUAGAGGAAGGCCAGUUCCCCUGAAUACAAUUGAGGCUUAAAAGUUGAUUUCAAGAAAGCUAAAAAUCGCCUCUGCUUAGGCAAUGGAAAUAAUGGAGAAACUUUAUUAGAGAGGUAUCUUGUCAUAUCCACGUACCGAAACUAAUACAUUCAAUCCAACUAUCAAUUUGAGAAACAUAGUUAAUGAACUAAGCAAAAAUGAUAGCUUCGGAGAAUUUGCUAACAGAGUUGCAAGCGGUAGUAUGUGGGGUGGUCCUAAGAAUGGCAAGUUAGAUGACAAAGCGCAUCCUCCUAUUCACCCUGUUAAAAACGCAAAUAAAAGUGAAUUGGGAUUUGAAGAGUGGAAAGUAUAUGACCUAAUUGCGAGACAUUUCUUAGCUACUAUAUCUAAGGAUGCCAUAGGUUCCGAGACUAAAAUUGAUCUAACGAUAGGAGAUGAACUUUUUACAGCUAAAGGGCUCAUUAUUGAAGAGAAAAACUGGCUUGAAGUAUUUACCUUUGAUACAUGGAGCGAUACUUAUUUACCAUAAAUGGUAAAAGGGGAAUAGUUUGAUAUUAACAAUAGAAAUCUUACAAUAGCAGAUGGUGAGACAUAGGCUCCACCACUCUUGAGUGAAUCAGAUCUAAUCACAAAAAUGGAUUAAAACGGUAUUGGAACUGACGCUACAAUACAUGAGCACAUUAAAACUGUUUAAGAGAGGCACUAUGCUUAUAAAUAGAAUUAGUCAUUCAUUCCAACUCCAAUGGGCAUUAACUUAAUUGAGGCUUACGAGCAUUUAGGACUUGAACUGUAUAAACCUUACUUAAGAGCUUAAAUGGAGAUAGAUAUGAAACUUAUAGCUUAAGGAGCAAAGGCAAAAAGUCAAGUCCUGAUUGACUGUAUCGCUGAGAUGAAGAGAAUUUUUGAUAAAGUUAAUCAGAGCUGUUAAACAAUGAAGUUGUUCUUGCUAGAAAGAAUGAGAGACAGUAGUUAAGUAAUAAGUAACUUGGCAAGAAUUCAGCAAACUGCUUAAAGCGCAGGCAAUGAUAACAAUAGUAACUAAAGAGAUUUUAGAAAUAACAACAAUAACUAUGGUGGGAAUAAUACGUACCCUAAUAACGGGAACAAGAAUCUUGGAGAAAAAAAUAGUGGAAACAAAUUUAACAAGGGCAACUCAAAUGUUGAAGAAGAGAAAACCAAUCGUUUUGGAGGUGGAACAACAGCAGCAGCCCAGACAGUUAAUCCUAACAUGAAUUUACAAAACACAGACUUUGCAACUUGUCCUCAGUGCAAAAAGCAUAGACUCAAAAUAAAAUUAGCUAAUAAAAAUGGACAGUUAUUCAUUGCAUGUACUGGAUUUCCAGACUGCAAAAUGACUAUGUCAUUUCCAAAAGCACUUGAAAAUAUAAGCAUGACUGAUGAAGUUUGCAGUGAGUGCUUAAAGUUCCAAAAGCAGAAGGUUAUGAAAUUCAAACUCGAUUUCGUUACAGAGUAUGUGAAUGAGAUAAUGCAAGAAGUGUUACCUCAUGAUGAUAAUACCUCUGGAGUCUUUUGUGUGCUACAAGGUUGUGACCCUUCAUUUAAAGUAUUAAUAGAUGCCACUUAUGGUUUUCAUAAUAAGAGGACGUUUGAUAAUGCAUUCUAGAAAAAUCCUAAUGGAGUACCAAAUUACUACUAUUAAAAGCCAUAAAAUCUACCUGCCUAAACUAAUAGCAAUCUAGCAGGCUCAAAGAAAAGAAAGAAGAUUGAUAAUGAUGGCUUGUACUAGCCAAUACCUAGUUCAGGUGAUUCUUAUGAGGCAAGAGAUGCCAAUCCUACUAAUUGGUAAAAUAAAGAGAAUAAUAAUAAAAAUAACUAAGGUGGUGGUAGAGCUCCUUGUACAAUAUGCAAUAGAAAAAAGCAUGUCAAGACUAGUAAUUGUCCCAAUAAUAAGAAUAAAGCGUGA